This is a messenger RNA of Phascolarctos cinereus (koala), 1283 nucleotides long. RefSeq names its product exosome complex component MTR3-like. Gene Ontology annotation, molecular function: RNA binding. Gene Ontology annotation, biological process: rRNA catabolic process; nuclear mRNA surveillance; poly(A)-dependent snoRNA 3'-end processing. Gene Ontology annotation, cellular component: nucleolus; nuclear exosome (RNase complex); cytoplasmic exosome (RNase complex). Lineage: Eukaryota; Metazoa; Chordata; Mammalia; Diprotodontia; Phascolarctidae. The record is from RefSeq and is a predicted model, not a curated record.
AUGCCGGGAGACCACAGACGCAUCAGAGGUCCGGAGAAGUCACAGUCACCCAUCUUAUAUGCGCCUCCGGAUCAGGCGCUAAAGGUGUAUACUGGGGAAUACAUCCCUACUCGAGACCCUCGGCGCCAGCAGCCUGUGUAUGUGAGGGCGGGUCACCUGAGCCAGGCCACCGGCUCUGCCUACUUGGAGUCGGGGGACACCAAGCUCGUGGUGUCUGUGCAGGGCCCACGCCAGGCCAAGUGUGGGGAGCCACCGAUCGGGCUCGAAGGCCGUCUAGUAUGCGACUUCCGCCGGGCACCUUUCUCAACCCCGGGCCCCCGGAGAUCUCCUUCUAACAGCAACGAGAAGGAGCUGAGCCUGGCCCUUCAGGAGGCGCUUGUGCCGGCGGUGCAGUUGCAGCGCUACCCCAGAAUCCUGCUCGAGGUGUCUCUUCUGGUGCUCCAGGAUGGUGGCUCAGCUUUGGGUGCUGGUAUCACGGCGGCAUCUGUGGCCUUGGCAGACGCCGGCAUUGAGAUGUUCGACCUUGUGGCGGGCUGUGGCCUGGCCCUGCCUCCGGGCGCCAAUUCAGCCUGGCUCUUAGAUCCGGUCUUAUAUGAGGAGCAGCAGGCUGCGAUUGGCCUUACCGUGGCACUUAUGCCGGCGAGCAACCCGGUGUCCGGCCUGUUGGGCGGCGGAGAGGGCUGCGACUCCGAUCGUUGGGCGGAAGGCAUCCGACUCGGCAUGGAAGGCUGCCAGCACCUGUACCCCACGAUGCAGAAGUGCCUAGAGGGAGCCACCAGGAGAAGAAGAAGUCGAAAUCCAAGCCCAAGCCCAAGCCCAGAGGGUGGCAGAGCAAUGCCAGGAGGCUCAGCAGCCUCCCACUCAGCCGGCAAAGUAAUCGGCCAGUUCCGAGGUACAAACGCCAGCUCUCCCCUUCUUCUAACUCUGGCUGUUUCACUCUUUACAAAUUUGACUCUCCGGAAGGGGAGUCAGAAGAUUUCUUCAUUCCCUCCUUCCUUCACUUACCACUGUUUAAUCCUUUUUUGAAAGCAAAAUCAAGAGACUUUACCAUCACCAUCAUUAUUGCCAUCAGAACUUUCUCACUUCUUGGAAACGGGGAACUAAACCUCCACAUACCAUCUACUCCUACCUCUCCCUUUGGGAAGCUGUGUCACCUAAAAGCAAUGACUACCAUACUACCUGAAGAUCUUGAACUGUGAACUUUGUUCUCUCUGAAGACCUAGAGGACUGAGCAAAUGGGAAAGGACAAGGGAGGGAGAAAGGACUGAUUACCACAUAUAUAU